AUGUACUGGCCAAAUGGAGUGCCCCGAGUCUAUGCAGUCAACGGCCCGGAGAUACAGAAGCAGCUGAAAAGACAGCAGCAGCAGCAGCAGCAAGAGGAGGAGGCCGAGCAGGAUGACAGCAGAACAGAGACCACUGCAGAGUCUGCAGAUGAGAGGGAGCAAAGCAAUGGGUUGCUACAGGAUGAUCACCAGCAGAUAGCUGCACAGUAUGCGGAAGAUGGAGGCGAUGCUUGGGCGGAUGAACCGAUUACCGGGCUAUGUGUCUCCAAGAACGGAGCUUUGUUUGCAACGAUGACCAGGUCCUCGUUGGCCAUUUGGCAGACCAAGGCAUCUGUUGUUGCGGCAGUCAAGCGGUCUCACGUGUCUAUCGCGAACUACGGCCCGAAUGUAGCUCUCCUACUUCGACCAGAUUCCGGUAUCAUCGUUGUACAGACGCUGGACGGCUACCUGAUAACAUAUUCGAUUGCAACUGAUGCACACUCCCACGUAUACCAACAGCUAUUCUUACAGCCGCUGGCAAGACGCAAUCUUCCCUCCAGUGGCUCCCAGGCAAUCCGCGAAGUAAGCCUACGGUUCAGAGUAGCUAUCAAAGUGGAUGCUGGGAUUAGCAAAGCUGUUGCACUAGACAACGAGCUAAUGGUUGCCACAACGAAACCUGCUGCUAUACAAUUAAUCCGUUGGACUCCGGAUAAUAGCGGUAAUCAAACCAGCACGGAGCUCUUGAGCCGCAUUCCAUGGCUCUCGAAGAAGUCACUUGUCGUCGAAAUGGUCUAUGACCGUGCUAUGAAUCUUCAGUUGUGGGUAACAAGUGAUGGCCGAGUUUAUGCGGUCCAAUACAGUUACCGUGAGGUUGAUGAGUCUGGUUCAUCCAAGGUCAAUUUCACCGGACACAGGUUCCAUAAUCCAGAGAAUGAUGGGCAACGCGCACUUCAGGUUGCUGUAAAUGCAAGGUUCUCCCUCUUCGCUGUGAGCUGUGUUAACGGUGAGAUUUGCAUCUAUGCAGCAAGGGACUACUCGGGAAAUAUUCCACUAUCCCACAAACUACAGAUGCCAGCAUCUGCAGCCACAAUGGGGAAGGUAUCCUUUAUGAGCUACUCGUAUGAUGGAUACUGUCUCUUUGCAGGCUACGAAAAUGGAUGGACAACGUGGAGCGUAUUUGGAAAGCCAGGCGGCACUAGCUUCACUGCAGACAAGUCGCUUGCGGAGAGCAAUGGGGAAACAUGGCUAACAGGGGUUUCCAUGGGUGCAUGGAUUGGUGGUGGCUCCGACAUCUUGCUUGCAUCCUCUAAAGAUAAGCGAAUAUGGGUGCUAGAAGCUGCACGUAGUGCCCUAACCGGAUGUUUUUCUUCCGCAAAUCUUGCCCGAGCACUUCUUCAAACAGGCACCGAAAUAAUCCUAUAUCGUGGCCAUGACCUUCCUGACUUGACAACUAUAUCAGGCAAGGACUCACUUUGGCACCAUGCUCAAUACCCGCCUGGAUAUCUCCAUGCUCAGUGGCCUAUACGUACAUGCUGUGCCUCACAAGAUGGUAGAUACGUUGCCGUGGCAGGCCGGCGCGGCCUGGCACAUUAUAGCGUUCAUAGUAAUAGAUGGAAGACUUUCGAUGAUCCAAAGGUUGAAAAUUCUUUCGCUAUUCAAGGAGGCAUGUGUUGGUAUGGUCACAUUCUCAUUGUCGCAGUUGAGGGUGAUUCUUCAUACGAGUUGCGGAUGUACUCUCGUGAGCUCCCUCUGAAUAAUUCUUCGAUACUCUAUUCAGAACCUUUACCGGCCCCCGCAGUAUUUAUUGGGCCUUCAGGCGAGGACUCUCUCUUGGUGUACACCUAUGAUAAUAUACUAUACCAUUAUGUUAUAAAUGCUGUUGGGACAAGAAUUAGCCUGGUUCAAGUCGGGCAGAUAACUUUCAAUGGAAUCGUGAGAGCACCGGCUCGUGUUCGUGCUAUUAGUUGGAUUCUGCCUGAAGACCAACUUCGCGAUGGAGACCCGUCUCAGGACGUUGCUGUAGCAUCGGUUCUAUUCCUUGUCGACGGGAAAUUGGUUUUGCUUCAACCAUCGGUAUCUCCAAACGGAGCAUUGAAAUAUGACAUGCGCGUGGUUGCCCAUGAUGUCGAGUAUUACAUCCUCAUGCGUGACCAACUCUCGUUCAAUUUUGCGCCUCCGAACGACGAGCCCACAUCGGGUGGUCAAACUCCGGAAAUCACGCCUAACAAUUCCUCUUCGGAUAUCUCACUGAGGGACUCCUUAUGGGUCUUUGGUGGGAAGGACCUGUUUGUCUGGAGUGACAUGCAAGAUGUACUUCGCCCAACAGGUCGAUCUAUUGAAGGGCCGAAGAACUUGCCUAUCCCUACUGAUUUUUACCCUGUUUCCAUACUGCUGAAUAAAGGUAUAGUUCUUGGUAUUGAACCGGAAAUUACUCAAAGGCGUGAUGUUACAUUUACCUUAUUGAGGUUUGCUAUUAGAACCCAACUUUUCCUUCCAUAUGUUCUACAACACAACUUAUCCUACUUUGACACACCGUCGGCUCUUUCAAUCUGCCACCAUUUCUCACACCUGUCAUACUUCCCCCAUGCUCUGGAGAUUCUACUGCAUCACGUCUUAGACGAGGCUGUAGAUGACCAUAGCAUAGGAGACAUAAUCGAGACCCCUGUGAAGGGAAAGCAAUUACUACCUGGUGUACUGGCAUUUCUCCAAGCUGCCAAUCCACCCGAAUUAUACCUUGAUAUCCUUGUUCAAUGUAUCCGAAAAACAGAGCUACGAUCGUGGCGAACUCUUUUCGCUUACCUCCCUCCCCCCAACGAGCUAUUUGAACAAGCGCUUAAGUUUAACUCGCUGAAAACGGCCGGAGGCUACCUACUUGUAUUGCAGGCCUUUGAUGACGUCGAUGACGAAGAUAGCGGGGAUGGAUUUGACAAAAUUGAAGAUUCGGCUGUCCGUCUCUUGCGGUUGGCAUCACAACGAGGAGACUGGGAACUAUGCGGCGAGAUUGCACAAUUCCUCAUUGCACUAGAUGGUUCCGGCAAGGUGUUGAAGCGGGCUGUUGUAAGAGUAGGCUUGAGAAGGGAUGGUCCUGGCAGCCCGGUUGAUAUUGAUGAAGGUCCCGUUCCCCGUUUUGGAAUGCUAGACAUCGGCCCGUGA
This is a messenger RNA of Nannizzia gypsea CBS 118893, 3132 nucleotides long. RefSeq lists its product as hypothetical. Bases 1 to 3132 code for a protein of 1043 amino acids. Gene Ontology annotation, biological process: intracellular protein transport; retrograde transport, endosome to Golgi. Gene Ontology annotation, molecular function: protein binding. Lineage: Eukaryota; Fungi; Ascomycota; Eurotiomycetes; Onygenales; Arthrodermataceae. Gene Ontology annotation, cellular component: Ric1-Rgp1 guanyl-nucleotide exchange factor complex; Golgi membrane; cytosol. The record is from RefSeq and is a predicted model, not a curated record. The transcript has 5 exons.